Daktulosphaira vitifoliae (grape phylloxera) is the source of this 775-nucleotide messenger RNA. RefSeq lists its product as uncharacterized. The record is from RefSeq and is a predicted model, not a curated record. The transcript has 2 exons. NCBI's taxonomy places the organism in Eukaryota, Metazoa, Arthropoda, Insecta, Hemiptera, Phylloxeridae. The coding region runs from base 265 to 657 and encodes 130 amino acids.
UUAUCUCCAGAAGAUUUCAUCGAAACAAAUAAAGUCUUUGGCUCGCUGGAUUUGGUAACAUGAAAAUCAGUGUUUCCCUACGAAUACGUUGACUGCCAGAGCAAAUUGGAUGAAACGGUACUACCAGCAAUCGAUAAGUUUUAUAGCUCUUUGACAAACUCAUCGAUAACAGAAGAAUAUUAUGCUCAUGCAGAAAAUGUAUGGAAAAAAUUUCAAUGUACAACCUUGGGUGACUACAGCGACGUUUAUUUGAAAAUUGAUUGCAUGAUACUCACCGAUGUAUUUCAAAGAUUCCGUAGGCAAUGCUUAAUAAAUUAUAAACUGGAUCCUGCACACUACUACUCAUGUCCUGGACUAUCAUUUGAUGCCAUGUUGAAAUAUACAGAGAUAGAGCUAGAACUACUAACUGAUUAUGACAUGCUGUUAAUGUUUGAGCUUGGAAUUCGUGGUGGACUUACUCAAGUCAUGCAGAGGCAUUGUCGUGCUAAUCAUCCAGAUGUUCCGGACUACGAUUCGACCCAACCGAAAAAGUUUAUACAAUACUUAGAUGCUACGAGCUUAUACGGCACAGCAAUGAUGGAACCCAUGCCAUAUGGAGGAUUUAAAUGGAUUGAUAAACCUAUAGAGGAUAUCUUGACUGUACCAGACGAUAAUUAAUUCGGAUACAUUGUGGAGGUUGAUGUAGAUUACCCAGACUACAUCCAUGAUACUCAUAACGAUUUACCUUUCUUGCCAGUCAAUGAUUGUCCCCCAUCUUCUAAAUAUCCUAAAUUAA